Molecule: messenger RNA, 552 nt
Organism: Hyphopichia burtonii NRRL Y-1933
Lineage: Eukaryota; Fungi; Ascomycota; Pichiomycetes; Serinales; Debaryomycetaceae
Exons: 1
Coding region: 1-552 (183 amino acids)
Source: RefSeq, a predicted model, not a curated record
AUGAAAAAACUGGUGAAAACGAGUAAAAAAAUUGAAUCAUUAACCAAGGCACAAUUCCAAUUUGAAAAGAAACAAUUAAUGACCAUUGUUGUUAAAUACAUUUCAACAAAGAUUGUUAAUUCAUUCCCACCUGAAAAUCCUAGAAAUAUUAAAUCGGACGAAUUACCUCUUGAUAAAUUUUUAUUAAUAUUGGUGAGUCGUUUACAAUUAUCAAUAAGUAAUUUCAUGAAGGGAGUCAUUUACCUCUUUCGUUAUAUGGAUAUAAUUUAUUUAUUGAGGUAUUUAAAUCAAUCUAAUAAUUUUGCUAAUUAUAAUGAAAUGGAUUUUGAAUUGAAAAAAUUAAUUGUUGGUUGUUUCAAGCUUACUCUUAUCAGAGAACGUGUUUCCAAAAACUGGAAUCAAGUGACUGGCUUAUCUAAUAAUGAAAUUAAUCGGGUUGUUAAAACCAUUGUUGGUAGAUUAAAUGGUAAAUUAUUGAUUAAAGAUAUCGAAUUGGUUAAAUUGAAGCUGGAAAUUUUCAGAUUUGUCAAAAUGGUUACCAAUAGGAUUUAA